AAUUUUCUUCCAGACAUGAAAUGUUGUGGGCCCAGACCCUAUGAGCCUAGUGACGACACCCAGCUGUGCUGCGCCGGUAGGCUGUUUCCUAUCGAGGGCGAGCGCAUAUUAUGCACAGACGGCAUUGUCCACAGUCUCCAGGAAACCGUCUGCGAGGGAGUGAGAUACGGAGUUGCCAACGGAGAGUGCUGCGGCAAGGUUCUCAUGGACGACACCAAGACAUGCUGCCAAGGAUUUGUGUAUUCUAAAGAAGAGCAUGGAACAGAGUGUUGUGGGAGGGUGGCCUAUGACCCAUCAGCUCAACCACAACCCCUGUGCUGCGAGGACUCUCUCUAUCCCAGUGCCCCAGGGCUGCAAUGCUGUGGCAACCAAGCCAUCGACCCCACUGAACGCCAGUGCUGCGGAGCAGAAGGGCACAGGUUUGCCUUCCUCAGGAACUCCGGCCAUACAUGCUGUGGGCAAACCGCUGGUGACUACGACCCAUCCCAGCACACCUGCUGUCAGGGUCUGCUACACAAGUUUGUACAGAACGGUGAUUGCUGUGGAAAUGAUGUCGUACGCAAUUCCUCCAAGGAAAUCUGCUGUGGCGGUAUCGUUCAGGUCAAGAGUUUUGAAAAUGAUACAGUUUGCUGCAAUGGCCACAUCCUGGAUGGUCGUCGUUAUCAAUGCUGUGGCAAUAGAAGUCUUCAACGCCGGUCCACUUCACAAUGCUGCAAUGGCAUUGUCUAUGACAGCCGUCACCAGCAGUGCAUGGAAGGGGAGGUGCAGGCCAAGGGUGCUGAGGAGACGACCGUCCACGCUCGAAGAAUAUUUGCCAGGCAGACUGAGCAUGCCCAGAGGAUCACCCAGGAUGCAACGGACAUGGCAGAUGACGACAUCGAAAAGACGACCGAUGCUGAGGGCCAAACUGCUCAUGUCCACGAGAGGAUGAUACCACGCGGCUCAAUGGAGGCAACCCUAGUGACAUGUGACAGCAUGGACUAUGACAGUGAAGUCAAGGGCUGUUGCCAUGGGGUUCUGUACAGGCUUGCCAAUGAGACCUGUGCAGAUGGCUUGGUGCUCGGUCUCUGUGAUGGACAGGAUGCAUACAACCCUCUCACCCAUGGCUGCUGUGGAGAUAAAGUCUACAACCGCAGUGUAGAUUACUGUGAUGAAACAACGACCUUGGUCAAUCCCAACACCGAGUCAUCAGGACAAGGCAACAGCACCCAGACCAGCACUAGCACACCUGGAGUCCCCCUGUGUGGAGGACUAGGGUACGAUCAGGCUCUGCAGGGAUGCUGUGAUGACAGAGUAUACAACCUCAGCACCGAGUACUGCCAUAACAACAGCAUGGUGAUUCCGAAGUUCCCAAGUCAACCAGACCGAAGGCAAUCCACGACCGUCACCACCACGAUUGAAUCAGCAACUGAUGAUGGUUUCUUCUUGGUAACCCAUGAGCCAUGCUCAGUCAUCCGGGCUAGAGAGAAUGUAUCUGACGAUCUCCAGUGCUGCGGCAGUCUCUUGUACAAUCCCCUGAAUGCAACCUGCUGUCAGGGCAUCACAAAUGAUGGUGACACCACCGUGGUCGCUUGGAGCGCUGUCACCGAGGGCGUAGUCGCAGGUCACUGCUGCAGAGAGACGGCGUACGAUUCUUCCACGGCGGUCUGCUGUAAUGGAGAGGUGGUGAGGAAAGAGUGGCUGACACCAGAUGUGUUCAAUGGAUGCUGCCCAGAAGGACAGAGCUGGAACCGUUUCUUGGAAGCGUGUGAGCCAAGCCCGACCCGGGAAACUAUCUUGACUGACGGUCCAUCAGGCAUGUCACCUGAUGAAUACUAAGCAUGUUUCUUUUAAAAAUGCAAAACAGACUACAGCCAAUCUAAAUCUAAGCCGUGUUUCUGGCUGUGGCUUCAUCCUGUAAUAUACAUGUAGUUUUAAAACCAUGAGAAAAUAUCAGACUUCCAUUUUGGCUUAAUGUAUUACCAUAAUUUGAUCUAUAUGAAGACCCAAUAGGUCUUAUCCAUGGAAACUACAUGUAACUUCAGGAAGCUGAAGCUGGAAAUCACCAUCGGAAACAAAGGCAAAAUUUGGUAUAAAUAUCAUCAAGUACAUAACAAGUGAUGUGAUGUACCACAUUAAGCACAAUAUUAUGUAAGCUACAUUAGCAAGCACUGAAAUUAUUUUUAAUGUUUAAACACCAAGUAAGUGUAUCCAACACUACAAUACAUGUAUAUUACCUUCCAUGAGCACAUUCAAUUUCUUAUUUAUUGGGUUUGUCAGUUGAAAGUAGCUAUCAUUAGAUUUAAUAUUUAUUGCAAUAAGAUGACUUAUUUAUUUGCACUAUUUAUAUAUUUCCACUUUCACUGAAAUACUAUAACUUAAAAUGCACUCAUGUAUUUUACAACACUCAGUGAUGUUGAUAAAAAGGGACUUUAAUGGCACUUUCUCUUUCUUUCAAAAUUCAUACAAUUCAAAAAAUGAGAUUUUUCAUAAAACAAAUUUUGCAGUUUUGUAAAAGAAAUACUAGAUUUUUUUACAAACACGUGAAAAAUGAUAGUGAAUUCAUUUCAUAAGUCUUAUCUGAGUACCAACCUUAUCAAUUAAUCCAAAUUGAUAACUGAUUUUAAUUAGGAGGAUGGUCUUGAGCACAAAAUUGAGCUGCCUGAGUUCAGGGAAUCCAAACAGUUGGACAAAAUUUGUGUCAAAUGUAAAAAAAAGGGUAUCUUCACAAACCAAGAAAUUUGGCACAAGUACAGUCAGCUUGAUCAGUCGGUAAUUAACUCAAUGAUGCAUUUUCACUUGCCAUUUUGGAACUACAUUUUACAGGCCCAAGUUAAUCUUUUUAAAAAUUAUAUGAAUAAUGUUUUAACUUAUAAAAUACAAUUUGAUGGUCGAAAUGAAUAUUGCCAGUCUUUCCCCCAUAAGUAAAAAGUAUGGAACAAGUGACCUCAAACUUGCCAAUAAGAGGGUAAAAUCUGCAAAGUGUAGAGUGUCCAAAAGACACAGUAUCACUAGGAAUGUUUUUUCCCAUUGUUUACAUGUAGUGUUUAAAUGCAUCAGAAAGAGUAUGGUAUGUUUAACUCUGGAUUUUGAUAUAUUACUUUUUAUUCAUGGUGUAACACGUUAAUGGGUAAAACAAUGUGCAAGUGACAAAAAAUAUAAAAGUUUCUUUUUAUUUCUCCUAUUAUUCAAAGUAGCUCCGGCAAAUUCCAAGUCACAUUUUGCCGGAGCCUCGAAGUAGUACAUGCCAUCUUAUAUUAAAUUGACCACUGCAAUAUUUCCUCAUGUUAUUUCAGGUAGAGUGCAUUAAUGUAUUUUUCACUUUGGUAUUUAAUACAUUUUAAACCCUCCAUUUGUUUUUCACACUUUUUCAGGGUUUUCACUGCUGCCAUAUUCCACAAACAGGGUGCUUUAAGUGAAUUACUGAAUAUUCAUAUCUUUAUUAAUGAGCAGUAUCAUUAAAGAAGUCCUAGGUAACAAGGGUAGACAGCCAGAUAUUUGCCAAGGUAGUAGCAACUUGAAGGGUAUUAAUAUAUAUGAAGGGUAUUUAUGUCACAUUGAUACUUCCUUGGAGUGAAAGGUACUAUUAUCGUUUUUCUUUUGCAUUACAAUGCCAGCAUGAAGCCAUUUAUGUGUGUGCUAGUACAAGGGGUGUGCUAAAUGUAUGAAGCAUUUCUGUGGCUUAAAUAUAACCUCAAGUACUCUGGAGAAAAAUUGUGAACAAAGUUUUUGUGAUUUUUAUGUUUGUGUCUAGAAAAGGAAGAAAGUGGCACGCCUUUCCAACAAAAGUCCACAAUGACAUAUCUUUAACACAACACUGCUCCUCAACUGAUUUUGCCCAUCUACAAUUUGACAUCUUCAACUGCACACGACAAAGAUGGGCACCAAAUCAGGGCCUGCAACUUACAAAUCCACCAGAAGUUCACUUUCAUCAGCAUAAAGUUAACUGAAUCUGAACACAGUCUCAAUAUUCCAGACAGAUGUUACAUGACCGAUGUCUAUCAGCGCAUCGGUGCCCUUACUCAUGUAACUAUCCACAUAUAUAACACAGGGCACCAGGAUUUUGUGUACAAGUGCAUUUGUGAUUUGGGCUAGUCAGAAUACAGAUGAGGGGAAUCAUCAAGUCAUAUGGUAACCAAUACAAAGUUGGAAGCCUGGGUUCAUAGCCAAAUUGGGUUAGGCUCCAAAUCUAAUUGCCCAUUGAGUUAUUACUGCACAUGUUCUGAGACAACUCUUACAGCAUUUAGGGCAUAACAAUAAUUCAUACCCUGCAUCCGAAUCUCUUGUCUGGAGCUAGGUCUUCGCUCCAUUGGAUAUGUGUGGAGACGCGUAAACAAUAGAUCUAACAGUAGCUUGGGAAGCCCGUUUUGGACACGGCCUUAAAUACCUCAGACAGUCUCUCUAUUCAACAACGUAUGUAUUA
Molecule: messenger RNA, 4402 nt
Organism: Acanthaster planci (crown-of-thorns starfish)
Lineage: Eukaryota; Metazoa; Echinodermata; Asteroidea; Valvatida; Acanthasteridae
Source: RefSeq, a predicted model, not a curated record